Neopelma chrysocephalum (saffron-crested tyrant-manakin) is the source of this 2084-nucleotide messenger RNA. RefSeq names its product asparaginyl-tRNA synthetase 2, mitochondrial (gene NARS2). The coding region runs from base 1 to 1515 and encodes 504 amino acids. Gene Ontology annotation, biological process: asparaginyl-tRNA aminoacylation. The record is from RefSeq and is a predicted model, not a curated record. Lineage: Eukaryota; Metazoa; Chordata; Aves; Passeriformes; Pipridae. Gene Ontology annotation, cellular component: mitochondrion. Gene Ontology annotation, molecular function: nucleic acid binding; ATP binding; asparagine-tRNA ligase activity. The transcript has 14 exons.
AUGCUGGGGGCCCGGGCCCGGGCCUGGGGCGGAUGGCGGGUCCUCCGGCGCUGCGUCUCUCUGCCGCGGGCGGUGCGGCUGCGUGUACGCGAAGCGCUGGGGGCGCGGGAGCCGGCGGACGCGGUCAGAGUGCAGGGCUGGGUCCAUUCUGUCCGAUCCCAGAAGGAAGUUUUGUUCCUGCACAUAAACGAUGGAAGUUCUCUGGAACACCUCCAGGUGGUUGCUAAUCCCAGCUUGGAAAAUAGAGAGCUGACUUUUGGAAGUGCAGUGGAAGUGCAAGGGAAGCUGGUCAAAAGUCCUCAUAGGAAGCAAAAUAUGGAGCUGCAAGCUGAAACCAUCCGUGUGGUGGGACCUUGUGAUAUUUGGUCGUUUCCCCUGAAAAUGAAGGAGAGGCACCCGCUGGAGUAUGUCCGACAGUUCCCUCACCUGCGAUGCAGGAACAACACACUGGGUUCCCUCUUGAGAAUCCGCAGUGAAGCCACUGCAGCCAUCCACUCCUUCUUCCAGGAUAAUGGCUACGUGCAUAUUCAUACUCCCAUAAUUACAUCCAAUGACUGUGAAGGUGCUGGGGAACUCUUUCAAAUUGAGGCAUCAAGUGAGGUAAUACAAUCUGCGGAAAAGACCCAUUUCUUCAAUGUGCCUGCCUUCCUGACGGUUUCUGGCCAGCUCCAUCUGGAAGUGAUGGCAGGGGCUUUUACCCACGUGUUCACCUUUGGUCCGACGUUCCGAGCAGAAAACUCACAGAGUCGUCGGCACCUGGCAGAGUUCUACAUGGUGGAGGCUGAGCUAUCCUUCACUGAAAGCCUACAGGACAUCAUGCAGGUUAUGGAAGAUCUUUUCAAGACAGUAACAAGCACUGUGCUCUCCAAAUGUCCUUGUGAUGUUGAACUUUUUCAUAAAUAUGUAGCUCCUGCACAGAAGACCAAGGACAGGUUGGAACAAAUACUGAAGAACAAAUUUGUGACAAUUUCAUACAGUGAAGCAGUGGAAAUUUUGAAGCAAGCUUCUCAAACUUUCACUUUCAAGCCAGAGGGAUUUUGUUGGGUCUCUUGCCAUGGGCAAGAUGCUCAAAGGCAGGUUCCCAGGUCCCCUUUGCUGUCUUUGCAGUGGGGCUGUGACCUCCAAACAGAACAUGAAAAGUACCUAGUGAAGCACUGUGGUGAGGUUCCUGUGUUUGUGAUUAACUACCCAUAUGACCUCAAGCCUUUCUACAUGCGGGACAAUGAAGAUGGACCUCAACACACAGUUGCAGCUGUUGAUCUCCUCGUACCAGGAAUAGGGGAGUUGUGUGGAGGCAGCUUGAGAGAAGAGCGACUGCCCUUCCUUGAAUCACGCUUACAGAGAUUAGGACUCACAGAUGCCUACCAAUGGUACCUAGACCUCCGAAAAUUCGGCUCAGUUCCUCAUGGAGGCUUCGGAAUGGGGUUUGAACGCUACCUGCAGUACAUCUUGGGAGUUGACAAUAUCAAAGAUGUUAUUCCUUUCCCCAGGUUCUCUCACUCCUGUCUCCUGUAGCUCAGCAGUUGACUCACAUGGAGAAAACUGCUGGUGUGACUAUCCAUAUAUAACAUACUAGGAUAUGACUGUGUUUUAGUGUGAAAUCAAGAUAAUUUUUAUAUCAGUGAAACUCUUGGUAAAUUUCAUACUGGCCUGUUGAAAAUAAUAUAUGUUCUGAUGAGAUUAUGGAAGCACACUGGCAGUUAAUUUGACAGCAGCUCGUGUCUUCAGUGCACUUCAGGAGUAUUAGUAAAUCCCACUUAACUAAAGGGUUAAGAUUCUCAUGAGACUAGUACAGGCCAUGGAGGUACUAAAUAAGCAUUGUUGGGAGGUAGCGGGGGUUAUGUGAAAUAUUAAUAAGGAGAUGUGACCUAAAAAUAUUGUCAUGGCAGCAAUACACUUGCUGUUACAAGAUGGCUACUGUAAAGCAUGAUUCUCCCCACUCUGAAUUAAAAGCAAAUAUUGCUUACCUUGGAAAAAUCAACCAAGCCUACCAAGGAACAAUGUCACCUUGAUAUGCUGGAGCAAGUCAGGUGAAUGCUUGAUUUUCUGAAUCAUCAAUAAAGAUGUACUGGGUUGUUUUGUAA